CCCACCCCUCACCGCUUAUGGAGGGGAGGGAGGGCAAGGAACGAGGCUGAUGUCACAAGCAGGUCUUUAAAAGGGGGCUCUUUUUAAGAGCGGUACAUUUUGACGGCAGCUGAUCCGGUGCAGGAGUCGCUGGUUAAAAAAGAGAAAAGAAAGGCAGCCUUCGUUUGAAAGGAAAAAUGCAGCCUUUACAUAGCUGCCAGCAUGUCAGACCGUUUAAACAAAGAAAGAGUUUUGCAACCCGAGUUGAAGAAGUUGCAGGCAUACGAGGGAAGUUCCCAACAAAAGUCCCGGUUAUUGUUGAAAGGUACCAGAAAGAAAAGUACCUUCCCCUGCUAGACAAAACCAAGUUUCUUGUGCCUCAGGAGCUGACCAUGACUCAGUUUAUAACUAUCAUCAGAAGCAGAAUGGCGCUGAGUUCUACGCAAGCUUUCUAUAUGCUGGUAAACAACAAGAGUUUAGCAAGCAUGUCUCUAACGCUGGCAGAAGUCUAUCAAGAUUACAAAGAUGAAGAUGGGUUUGUGUACAUGACUUAUGCUUCCCAAGAGAUGUUUGGGGGCCUCUUAGCCCCUGGCAAGGGGAAAUGUAAGGAAUGUCUCCAAAAAACAUAAGUGUUCUCUCGGGUGACAGCUAUGUGGCUAGACAGCUCAGCUGUGAAUCAUGCGAGCUGCCUGAAAAUGAAAGGUGCUCUCUCUAAAUGUGGGCUCCUGUCAAAGGAUUCAUGGUCCAGGAGUUGGCAAGACCUGACCAAAGAACCACGUGAUGGAACAAACCGAAAUGAGUGACGCGGAC
Messenger RNA from Lacerta agilis (Sand lizard), 789 nucleotides. It is a transcript of the gene MAP1LC3C, whose product is annotated as microtubule associated protein 1 light chain 3 gamma. Gene Ontology annotation, cellular component: autophagosome; cytosol; autophagosome membrane. Gene Ontology annotation, molecular function: ubiquitin protein ligase binding. Gene Ontology annotation, biological process: autophagy of mitochondrion; macroautophagy; cellular response to nitrogen starvation. The record is from RefSeq and is a predicted model, not a curated record. The transcript is spliced from 4 exons. NCBI's taxonomy places the organism in Eukaryota, Metazoa, Chordata, Lepidosauria, Squamata, Lacertidae. The coding region runs from base 177 to 608 and encodes 143 amino acids.